Molecule: messenger RNA, 507 nt
Organism: Astrephomene gubernaculifera
Lineage: Eukaryota; Viridiplantae; Chlorophyta; Chlorophyceae; Chlamydomonadales; Astrephomenaceae
Source: the annotation of a GenBank genome assembly
GUGCUGGAGUGCACCGCGUGCCACCGUGUCUUCCACGCCGCCUGCCACCAGCGACAGCAACGGCAACUGCGGCAGCAGCAUUAUAAAAUCAGGCCUCAGCAGCAGCAGGACAGUAAGGGGAAGGUGCCUGCAGGGCAGCAGCAGGAUGCGGAGGAAGUGGCGGAUGGCGGCGGUGAUGCGGGUGGUGCCGGCCACUGGUUCCACAGUGCGGAGUGCCGCCGGGUCCACCGGGCACUACAGCGGCUGUGUGGGGCGGGCGACAUGCGCGUCGCCUUCACCAGCAGGCACUCCCCGGGGGCCCAGCAGACAGCCGCCAGCACUGCCAGCAGCCAAACCACCAACAGCAGCAACAGCAACAAGGACGGCAACAGCAGUAACAAUGAUAACGGUGACCGGGGCCAAGUGUUUGGCGUCGCAGGGCCGCAUGCUCCACUCAGCGCUAGCAGCGGUAACACUGGGAGCUACAACAACAACGACAAAAGCGGUAACAUAAUUGCCAAGGAGGAG